AACACAUCGAGUCAUGAAGAUGGAGAACUCCGCGUCGAGCUAUCGCCACUGAACCCACCCACCCACACGCUCACUCGCCGUCUCGCCUGCGGAGUAAGGGAGAAGGAAGAAACGAGAGGUAAAGAAGAGGGCGAAACGAUGUCGAGCGCAGCUCGGCCGUCGGGGGCCUGCCUCAAGUGCUUACUGGUGGUCUUCGCCGUCGCCUCGGCGCUCUGCGUCUCCGGCCCCGCACUCUACUGGAGGUUCAAGAAGGGCUUCGCCUCCACCCAGUCCCUUUCUUCUUCUUCUCAUCCCGGAUGCGCGCCUUGCGUCUGUGAUUGCCCGCCUCCCUUAUCCCUCGACGCCAUUGCCCCGGGGUUGCUGAACCUCUCUGUUACAGACUGCGGGAAAAAUGAUCCUGAGCUUAGCAAGGAGAUGGAGAAGCAUUUUGUGGAUCUCCUUACGGAGGAACUAAAGCUACAAGAGGCUGUUGCUCAGGAACAUGCCCACCACAUGAAUGCAACCCUUGUCGAUGCCAAAAGAUUGGCUUCUCAAUACCAGAAAGAGGCCGAGAAGUGCAUUGCUGCAACGGAGAUCUGUGAGGAGGCAAGAGAGCGAGCCGAGGCAGCCCUGAGGAAGGAAAAGAAGAUUACAGCAAUGUGGGAGCGGCGGGCCCGUCAACUCGGCUGGCAGGAAGCAUAGUUCUCAAUUUAUUUUCUUUUCUUCUGCUGCUUGCCCAUUUCAAGUCAUCUUACUGGUAUUUAUAUCAUAGCAACAAUCAAACCGGAGAAAGGAGGUGCCACGGUUAUCUAAAAUGUUGUUCGUGUUUGAACGAGUUUGUCUGAAAACUAAUAUGCUGCAGCUAAACUCCGUAGAAAAGAUUCAGUUAUUUCAGUGAUAUGGGAAAAGUCAUUUCCAUC
Molecule: messenger RNA, 899 nt
Organism: Musa acuminata AAA Group (dessert banana)
Lineage: Eukaryota; Viridiplantae; Streptophyta; Magnoliopsida; Zingiberales; Musaceae
Exons: 3
Coding region: 139-681 (180 amino acids)
Source: RefSeq, a predicted model, not a curated record